AUGCAUUUGCUUCAAUAUAAUCACAUCUAUCUAUCUAUCUAUCUAUCUAUCUAUCUAUCUAUCUAUCUAUCUAUCUAUCUAUCUAUCUAUCUAUCUAUCCCAACUGGUCCAUAUUCAUCUGUCCGCUUUAGAGAGAUCAAUAUUAAAAUAUUAAAGACAUUUCUGAUUCUCUUUUUCUUUCCGUUUUUCUUCGGCUUUUUAAGUUCUUUCUUAUUGUCUUUUGUUUUCUAUUUCUUUCUUUUUAAUCGCACUUCAUUAACAUUCUUUCUUUCUUUCUUUCUUUCUACACCUGUCUUCUUUCUUUCUUUCUUUCUUUCUUUCUUUCUUUGCAUGCCUUAUACGUUUUAUUUUUUUCCUCUCCCAUUUUGUACUUUGCUGCGCCUUCAACGGAAGUCUGUCGUUUUUCUCUUGUUCUUCUUCAUCAUUUUUUUGUUCCUUUUUUUAUUUAUUUUUUCUUUCUUUCUUUUGUUAGUCUUUUCUUUUGCUAUUUUCUUUUUUCUUGUGUCUCCGCAGUUAGUAUCUAUCUAUCUAUCUAUCUAUCUAUCUAUCUAUCUAUCUAUAUAUAUAUAUAUAUAUAACAAGCUCACUGUCAUCUAUCUAUCUAUCUAUCUAUCUAUCUAUCUAUCUAUCUAUCUAUCUCAAGCUAUUGAUUUAUCUAUCUAUCUAUCUAUCUAUCUAUCUAUCUAUCUAUCUAUCUAUCUAUCUCAAGCUAUUCAAUUUCUGUUUAUAUCUCUGAGAUUGAUCAUUAUCUAUCUAUCUAUCUAUCUAUCUAUCUAUCUAUCUAUCUAUCUAUCUAUCUCAAGCUAUUCAAUUUCUGUUUAUAUCUCUGAGAUUGAUCAUUAUCUAUCUAUCUAUCUAUCUAUCUAUCUAUCUAUCUAUCUCAAGCUAUUCAAUUUCUGUUUAUAUCUCUGA
Messenger RNA from Acanthosepion pharaonis, 912 nucleotides. The record is from the annotation of a GenBank genome assembly. NCBI's taxonomy places the organism in Eukaryota, Metazoa, Mollusca, Cephalopoda, Sepiida, Sepiidae.